Messenger RNA from Ascoidea rubescens DSM 1968, 1464 nucleotides. RefSeq names its product alpha-mannosyltransferase. The record is from RefSeq and is a predicted model, not a curated record. Gene Ontology annotation, biological process: protein O-linked glycosylation. Bases 1 to 1464 code for a protein of 487 amino acids. Lineage: Eukaryota; Fungi; Ascomycota; Saccharomycetes; Ascoideales; Ascoideaceae. Gene Ontology annotation, molecular function: alpha-1,3-mannosyltransferase activity. Gene Ontology annotation, cellular component: Golgi apparatus. The transcript is spliced from 2 exons.
AUGAAAUUAUUUCCCUUUUUAUCAGGAAAAUUGCCCACUAUAACAAGAUACGAUGGGGAAAAAAUUAAUUUUUCUUUAACAGUUGAUAAAAAUAAAAAAAUCAAUAAUAAUAAUAAUAAUAAUAAUAAUAAUAAGGAUAAUGAUAGGGACAAUGAUAAGGAUAUUUUAAAUUUUGGUAAUUUCAACUUGGCUAAAAGUAACUCCAAUACUUGUUUCACCAAAUCAUUGAGAAACUCCUUUAGUGGUAAAGGUAUUGCAAUAUCAGCUUCAGACAAAUUCUAUCCAGAUUUAAUUGGUUUGAUUAAAGUUUUAAGGGCCUUGGGAAACACUCUCCCAAUUCAAAUUGUUCACAAAAAUGAUUUAUCGUUGCCUUUUCAAAAUAAAUUGAUUAAACUAGCAAGAUCUGAUAAUCUAAAGAAGUAUUUGGACUUGGAAUUUCCCAAACAAGAGUUAUAUUUUGUUAAUGUUGAGGAUUGCAUAUCUGAUAAUUAUAAGAGCUAUUUCGACGGGUUCUCGAAUAAAUUGUUGGCAUUGUUUUUCAAUUCAUUUAAUGAGAUAAUAUUGUUGGACACCGAUACAGUGUUAUUUGUUGAUCCAAACGAGUUUUUUGAAUUUGAGGACUAUAAGAAGAAUGGAGCAUUUUUCUUUAAAGACCGAGAGUAUGAAUUACGAUUUGAUUAUAAAGUAGAUUUAGAAUUUUUUGAAAAGUUGAUGCCAAAUGAUUUAGACGAGUUUUUUUUUAAUAUCAAUUUGAUAACAAAUAAGACAAAGAAAAACCGGUUUAUGAGUGGACUAAAACAUUACAUGGAAUCCGGAGUUGUAAUCAUUAAUAAGAAGACACAUUUCAAAUCUUUAAUAAACUCGUUAACAUUGUCGACAGUUCCGCAGUUUAUGGGUAAGAUUUGGGGUGAAAAGGAGUUGUUUUGGUUGUCGUCGUCGAUAAUGGGCGAUGAAAGCUACUCAUUCAACAACAUUGGAGCAGUGGCAAUAGGCGAGCUAUCAUUACCAGAACAGAGACCCAAUUCGAAGUCCAGAGAAGUCUGCUCUACGCAUCCAGGACAUAUUAGCAGCGAGGAUUCCAAAACAUUGUUGUGGAUCAACUCAGGAUUUAAGACAUGUAAAAAAGAAGGAAGUGAGGUGGUUGACAUGACACUUGACAGCUUCAAGAACAAGUACGAAUCAGUGGAGGAUUUGAAGAGCUAUUAUGAGACCCCAUUGAGGAUUACAGGAGCAAUACUUCCUCCAGAUGCCUCCAACGAGUUUUUGAACAACUUGGGCGAGCCCUCGAGAGGAUGGAGAAUGUUUGAGUCGUGUAAUGGAUAUCUCUGGUGUGGUUUCAACGUCGCUGGAGGAAACACUCAAAACCCCCAGGCAGUGGGCAAGGUGGUGGAGUAUAACGAAGAAGAACAGCAAUUCUUCGACUUUCUUGGUGAGUUGUGGAUAGGAAAGGGAAACGAUGAAUAA